UUUUUUAAUUUAUUUAUAUGUUUUAUUCAUUAAGGGUAUAAACGAUAUUAAUCACUCUAACUUUUAACGUGAGAGCUCGAUUCCAAAAAUUUACUUCGCAAAUAAUAGUAUAGAUAUAAGAAAAUUCAUUUGCGGUGAAUUUUAGAUAGCAUUAUUGUUUCUGUUCUCACAAAAGAAUUGUUGUAGUUUCUCAACAAUUUCCGUUGACUUCUCUCGCGGACUUUAUGAGUAAGAUUCGUUUUGGUCUUUGUAAAAGAUAACUAACUACAGUAGAAUGUAAAACACCUCCUAUAAAACUGGACCAUGCUCAACGCACUUCUUAUCCAUCCUUCGAAACGAAAGAGAAAAAGAUUAUUAUCAAAAACUGUUUAUGGUAUUCCACACAAAUAAAUUUAAACUAAUAUGGAGGAUUCGUCUGCUCUUAGCCCAAUCUCUCUUCUCACCAUUGCCACCUUCUUGUUCAUUCUCAAUCUCAUGAUGAUGAUCCAAGACUUCUCUUCAUAUUUUCCCUAUCCUCUACAGCUCUUCUUCUCUAAUGCAUACAUUCUCUUUGCAUCAACAAAAGACAUGAAGAUAAAUAUGAUCGAGCUCCCAAUCAUUAAGAAAGUUUUCGUACCAAGUCGAGUAGAUAACAACAAGAUGUCGGUGGAAGAAGUCAAGGUGAUGAUCGAUGACUCGGAAGUCUUAUAUGAACGUUUGAUAGAAGAAGGGGAAGAAUACUUACUCGAGAAGACUGAAAUGACGGGUAAGGAGAUAGUGAAGAAGGCGUUUAGACUGUUUGAUGAGAAUCAAGAUGGGUUUAUAGAUGAAAACGAGUUGAAACAUGUUUUUUGUUUAUUAGGAUACGACGAGUGUACAAAGAUGGAGUGUAGGAAAAUGGUUAAGGUUUUUGAUGAGAAUAGAGAUGGGAAAAUUGAUUUUGAUGAGUUUGUGAAGCUCAUAGAUAAGAGUUUCCCUUGAAACAGACCGAAACAAAAUUUAAUUUUAUGUUCAAACUAAUUGAUGAUGACACGUCUAGUAUACUUUCCUUUUUCUUUUUGUCGUCGUCUAAUAACGUUGUACUUGCCCAUUUCUUUUGAUUUACACUUCAUAAAAAGUUAUAAUUACGAAUAGACAACAUGCAGUAACGUAAAUUAACUUGGAAGAAUAAAUAGCGGAAUUUAUAUUCGUUAUGACUUUGUGUAGUGGUGUCCAGUUUGGUUUUGGAUGCCGUCUAAUUUGUCCUUUUCUCAGAAUAAAAUAAUAUUUAAUCUCUAAUAUAUGUAACCAAUUUAAACGGUUCACAGUUUACAGAUUUAUAGCAAUAGGUUAUAAAUAUUAAGUGUGAACUCGCGACAAGAUUUAUAACAUGUUACUUUAUAAUAUAAAGUGUGAACUCACCACAACAGAAAAAGAAAACCAUGCGAGUAUGAUUCAAUUUUAACGGUUUAUUCUUUACAGUUUCUCAUUGGCAGCACCGGCCCAGUAUAAGAUACUGCCUAAAAGCAGAGUAAAAAUUUCUGCCCAUGACAGGACUCGAACCUGACAAAAUCCUUGAUUUGAAGCAUCUAAACCAUUGUUUCUACAAGACGAUUUUCAGUAAUUGAUGCUCCUAAAACUACUAAAAUACUAGGUGAUUUUCCUAUGAUUUAAAUAUACACAAAAAA
Molecule: messenger RNA, 1646 nt
Organism: Brassica rapa (field mustard)
Lineage: Eukaryota; Viridiplantae; Streptophyta; Magnoliopsida; Brassicales; Brassicaceae
Product: probable calcium-binding protein CML47
Molecular function (GO): calcium ion binding
Source: RefSeq, a predicted model, not a curated record